This is a messenger RNA of Cornus florida, 2217 nucleotides long. Its product is annotated as ethylene-responsive transcription factor ERF119-like. Bases 712 to 1863 code for a protein of 383 amino acids. The record is from RefSeq and is a predicted model, not a curated record. The transcript has 2 exons. Gene Ontology annotation, biological process: regulation of DNA-templated transcription. Lineage: Eukaryota; Viridiplantae; Streptophyta; Magnoliopsida; Cornales; Cornaceae. Gene Ontology annotation, molecular function: DNA binding; DNA-binding transcription factor activity.
AAUUUCUUUAUGGUUUUAGAUUUUCGAUGAUAUAUGGUUUCUUUUCCCUUAUUUUCUCUCUGAUAUGUUCCAUUGAGAUUUGCGUAUUUCAAUCCCUGUUGGGUCUCUGUCUCUCUCUCUCUCUCUCUAUAUACCCUAGUGUAGUAGUAGAAGUAGACUCUGUUUUACAGUUGUCUAGAAAAUCGGUAAUUCUAGAGAGAGAAAGAGAGAUCGUAGCAGUAGAUUCCUAACCCUCUUUGUUUCGUUCACACCGAACGAAGGGUUUUUGCUAUAUAUCUGAUACAAUUUUCUCCCUUUUUUUCCCUUUCUUUCUCUGGUUUAAGAACAAAAGCUAGGGUUUUGUGAAAGGCGGUUGUGGGGAGGAGAUUUAUGUCGGCAGGGUCUGAAUUGGUGGUGAUUGGAGCUCCGUUGAAGCUCUGUUUUUCUUUGGAUUCUGUGUUCAUCACUCUCUGUAUGCGACAACUCUGCUGUCUCCACCAGCAGAGCACCAGCCUGUGUUUCCCAACUGUUUCGAUGCGUUUGAGGCCCAAAAGGACUUGUUCUGGAGUAGAGUGUUUUGGGGGUUUUCACAUAAAGCGAGAUCCUCUCACUUGAUACAACCCAGAGAUUUCUGUUUUUGUUUUCCUUGUUUUUCCUUCUUUUUUCUUUCCUUCCAAACACAAUUUUGUGGGUAACUUGAAGGGGCUUGGUGAGAUUUAGAUUUUUUGCGGUAUGUCCGAGCCUCAGAAACUAUUCAAUCGAGACGGUCUGUGCAAAAAAAUGAAGAAAAGAUCAUCCUCUGCUGAAGAAAGCAGGAGAACCAUGAGGAAAAUUCGUGUGAUUUGUCACGAUCCCGACAUGACUGAUUCGUCGGACGAUGAGAGAACUGUGAAGCGCAAGCGCAUCGUCACUGAGAUCAAUCUUACGAUUGAUAGUGACUCGACAGCUGUCAAUCUUUCGAUUGGUGGUGGCCCGAAAGCUGAGAUGGAGAGUUCGUGCGAAGAUAGCAACAGUGGAGGCAAAAACCCCAGAAAGGAUGGGGUUUUGAGCAAAACCCUGAAUCGGCAGAGGACCCCUUCGAAAUACAGGGGUGUUCGACAGCGAAAGUGGGGUAAAUGGGCGGCGGAAAUUCGAGACCCCUUCAUGGGAAAGAGGGUCUGGUUGGGGACUUUCCAGACUGCUGAAGACGCCGCGAGGGCUUACGACAUGAAGAAGCUCGAAUUCGAGGCGACACUGGCCUCUGCCUCUGCAUUUGAGAAGACCUUCAAGCAGACUUCUUCAAAGGCAAUCUCUCAGUCUCGAAAGCCCUCUGUUUCUGAGGACUCUGAUAGCGUUUUGUCUCACACUUCACCGUCGUCGGUCCUUGAGUUGGAAUCCUCGGCUUCGGCUACGGCCUCAGACAACAACAAUGGAAAAUUCAAUGAUUCAAUGCAAAAUCUUGGCAUUGUCAACAAUGUCACCGAUUCUCAAGUGCCUGAUUCGGUUCCUGUGGAUCAGCCAUCGAUCUGCCCCCAAGUGUUUGAUGCAGUUCCUGUGGAUGAGCCAUUGAUGUGCCCCCAAGUGUUUGAUGCAGUUCCUGUGGAUGAGCCAUUGAUGUGUUGUCAAGGCGGGCAAGGAUUGGUUUCUGUUGAUGAGCCAUUGAUGUGUUCUCAAGGUGGGCAAAUAAUGUACUCAGAAUUCGAUUGGAUGUUUGACGAUGAUGAAAUUGCGAAGCUUUGCGUAGAUGAAAACUUCUUCGACUUCGAAAACCUCAAACUUCCAGAAGACUUAAGUUUUGAACUUCCCGACAUAAGUUUUGAACUUGCAGAAGAAUUCGAUCUUCCACCAGAGUGUGAGGGUGGUGUGCUUGCUGCUCAUAAACCUCUCAACAUAGCUUGCCCCUGAGUUUUGCAGCUACUAGGAAUUAGUAUAGUAGUAUCCUAUAUUAAAUAGUGUUUUAUAUAGACGGUGAAAUCACAAGAACUGUGAGAUAUGUUCUUGAGGAAGAGAAGUGGUUUUGUUUGAGUGAGUUUAUUUGUUCGUUUGUCGAGAUCUGUUAGAGAGAGGAGCUAUUAUCCAUGUAAUGUUUCGGGGAGAGAAAAAACAGUCCUCAGGGUUUUCUUGUGCUUUUGGAGCCGUCCGAGGACUUCAGUCAGGCUUUGUUGAGUUUUUCUCAUCUCUGGUUAAAUCUCUCUUUUUUGUCCAUGAAAUUUCUCUGAUUUGGCUAUGGAAUUAAGUUUAUUAUCUUGAUGCUUACAA